This is a messenger RNA of Leptopilina boulardi, 3046 nucleotides long. RefSeq names its product protein toll-like. NCBI's taxonomy places the organism in Eukaryota, Metazoa, Arthropoda, Insecta, Hymenoptera, Figitidae. Gene Ontology annotation, cellular component: membrane. The transcript is spliced from 4 exons. Gene Ontology annotation, biological process: toll-like receptor signaling pathway; immune response. Gene Ontology annotation, molecular function: protein binding; transmembrane signaling receptor activity. The record is from RefSeq and is a predicted model, not a curated record. Bases 234 to 2885 code for a protein of 883 amino acids.
UUAUGUAUAAAUAAUGCAGUGUAAGUGGUGCAACUUCUUAAGAAUUAUGUCUAUAUAGAAUAAUUCAUCGAAAGAAACAAAAUUUAAUCAAUACUUUUCGCAAUAAUGUAUGGCGAAAGCAUAAAUAAAUUUAAAAAAAAAUUACAUAUAUUUCAUAUUGAAUUUAUUAUUCAAUGAAAUUUCUAUUCAACGAAUUUAAUGUAAAUCUGUAAUUUCUAAGAAGAAUAUCAAAAAUGCAGGCUAUAUGGAAUAUCUUUAUAUUAUUCGUCGUCUCAUUAAUUGCUUUUGCCGAAAAUAAUACAAAACAUAUAGAGAUUUUACGAUCAACAUCUGAGGAAAAGAAAAACUUAAUAAAAACUAAUAAAACUGUAUUAAAGAGAGAUGAUUUUCCAGAAUUCUCAUAUACUUAUGAAUCAUUAGUUCUACAUUCUAAAAAUGAAAAAAUCAUGUCAUUACCUAAAGAUUUUUUAAAAUUUUUCCCCGAUAUUAAAUUCCUUGAUUUGGGGAAUAAUAAAUUCGAAAGAUUCGAAAACAAAACAUUUGAAAAUUUAAGUGAAUUAAAAUUUCUCAAUAUUUCCAAUAAUAAAAUAGUUGAAUUAUCAAGUGACACAUUCAACAAUUUGAUGUUGUUAAAAUAUCUCAAUCUUGGCUAUAAUGAAUUGACAACAUUGCCACGGGAAAUUUUCGCUAAAAAUAUUAAUCUAAAAAUAAUCGGUAUGUCAAGCAAUCACUUUGAAUCUCUACCAGAGGGUUUAUUUGAAAAUAAUAAAAAUCUGCAACUUGUGAGACUUCGAAAAGAAUAUAAACUGACAAAUUUACCAAGCGGACUCUUUAGCAAUUUAAAGAAUCUUUCGACAGUGAACUUGAGUUAUUCUAAUUUAAAAAGUUUGCCUGCAAAUCUGUUUAAGGGAUCGAACAAUUUGCGAGUUAUAAAAAUAGUUGAAAACGCUUUGCAAACAUUGCCGGACAAUAUAUUUGAUGGUUUGGUAAAUUUAGAGAACUUGGAAUUAAGCGGCAACAAAAUUGACAGUUUACCUGAUAAUAUUUUCGAAUCGUGUAUAAAUCUUCAGAAAUUACUUCUUGGUAACAACAGUAUCUUAACAUUAUCAAGGUUCACAUUUAAUGGACUCCAGUCUUUACGCUUUUUAAAUAUGAGUUAUAAUAAAAUGAUAAAUAUUUAUGAAGCUGAUUUCGCACCUCUUAAAAGUGUAACGCACAUAAAUCUCUCUCACAAUAAUAUUGCUCAUGUUGUAGAAACAAAAAUCAAAAAUAGUACCAUUUCUGGAUUUAUCCCUUUCAGAAAUUUAGAAGAAUUAAAUUUAUCUUACAACAAAAUAUCAUCAUUUUCGAUCAACUGGAUUAAAAUUCCUCAAAUUCAUUAUUUAAAUCUAUCUAACAAUAUUCUUCCUUCAUUAUCGAUAACUGAUUUGGAUUUAAGGCACAGUAAUGAUUUUAUUCUCGAUGUAUCCUUCAACAAAAUAAAGACAAUUAACUUGAAUUGUGAAAAUUAUUUCCACGAGGAAGUUCAUAAAAAUAUUACGCUACUCCUGAAUGACAAUCCUCUUAAAUGUGAUGGAGCUUUAUAUAAUUUUUUACGAUUUUUAGACAAUGCAAUGAGAAACCCUGUGCGAGAGAAAUUAUUCUUAGAAAUUGGACCAAUGAAAUGUUUAGUUUCUAAAGAUUACGAGGGAAUUCUAUUAUCUGACAUUAAUUUAAAAGAAUACAAGAGUUAUCCAUCAAAAGAAGAAAUUAAAAAUUAUGAAAUGUGUCCAAAAGCGUGUGAUUUACGAAGAAGACAUUAUGAUCGAACGUUUAUUAUUGAUUGUUCAAACAGGAAUCUUACUGAAAUUCCAGAAACAUUGUGUUUCUUGAAAGAGAAGGGCUAUACUAAUGAAUUAAAUCUCAGUGGAAAUUUUAUAAAGAAUAUUUCCAAUUUACCACAAAUUGGUUAUGAUAAUUUAACAAAUGUCUUUCUAUCAAAUAAUCAAAUUUCAAACAUUACCCUAGAAAUGUUAAGUAGUCCUACACUGAGGCGUGUGAAGCUUGACAAUAAUUUACUAUCAUUAAUAUCACCUGAAAUUAUAAGGCACUUUAGUCUGUCAAAAAUAACUGCAACUUUUGGUAACAAUCCAUGGAUAUGCUGCUGUGAAAAUGAUGAUCUACGUGAAAUGGCUCAAUGUUCCAACUCCUUCAUUCAAGAUUCAGAUGAUAUUAUAUGUGUAGAUUCUAAUUUACCAAUGAAAUUAUACCAAGAAAUGUGUGGAAUAAAUACAAAUGUUAUUCUCGCAAUUAGUGUUAGUGUUGCACUAAUGGGAUUAAUAUUUGCCUCUUUAACAAUUUUUUAUUGUUUAUAUAAGAAAAAAAUUAAAAUUUGGCUGUACACGCAUAAUAUUUGCCUGUGGUUUGUCACCGAAGUGGAAUUGGACAAGGACAAACAGUAUGAUGCUUUUAUCAGUUAUUCACAUAAGGACGAGGAAUUUGUCAUUAAUGAACUUGUUACGAAUCUUGAAUUGAGACCAAGAUCUUAUAAGUUAUGUAUACAUUUUCGUGAUUGGCCCGCUGGUGAAUGGAUUCCCUCGCAAAUUUCACGAUCUAUUAGGGAAUCGAGCAGAACGAUUUUUAUUAUCUCGACAAAUUUCAUAAAUAGUGAAUGGGCAAAAAUGGAAUUUAGAGCUGCUCAUAAAAAAGCUCUUAGUGAUGGAAUGAGAAUUAUUAUUAUUGUUUUGUAUGGUGAUAUUGGGCCUAUUGAUAAAUUGGAACCAGAUUUAAAAUCGUAUUUAAAAAUGAACACUUACGUCAAAUGGGGUGAUCCUUGGUUUUGGGAUAAACUUCGUUAUGCACUACCUCACAAAUGGAAUGCAAAAUUUGAAAAUACUCGAUUAUAGACAUGUUUUUUAGUUUGGGUCAGUCCACUGACUUUCGUCUAAUAGUGGUUGCGACCAAAUUUUAAAAAAAACUAGUUUUAAUAUAUGUGAAAUUCGAUGAUUCCCUGAGUUCAUUAACCAUAAUAUUAUGGUAAAAAUUUUAUUCCCUUUAAAAAUAUUAA